AUGAACAAAAAACUUCUCUACAGACACAAAGCCGAACAAUUGACAAUCAUCGCCGGAAAAAGCGUGACUCUAACCUGUCCCACGUCAACGGUGACGUCACGCGACGACUGGACAAUCACGUGGUAUGACGAGAACAGGGUCAAGAUGACGUCAUCGUUCGAGGUUAAGGUCAACUAUAAAUGGCUGGUUUUUGAGAAGGUUGUGGUGGCAGACGCCGGCGUGUACACGUGUGUCGUUAGAAUUAAUCGAGAUGGAGAUGCGCCACCCAUGUUUCUGGAAGACCACCACACCAAUCGACAGCAACUCUACCACAUCGACCACAUGAAGCCACAAAAAGUUGAAGUCGUGGCAAGAACAAUGGCGAUCCUACCAUGCAGAGUCUUUGGUCUUCCGGAACCGGAAGUCACGUGGUUCAAGGAUGGCAUACAACUGUUAUUAAACACGCCACCGUAUUGGUUCCAAGAUGGCGAAUGCGUGUUGAAAAUAUUUAACGUUUCUCCGGAAAAUGGCGGAGUUUACGAUGUAAGGGCGCGAAAUUCAGCCGGAAAUGCCAACAAAAUGUUUCUCCUGGAUGUGUUAACCCAGCCGUUAAUCGAAGGAGCAAGUUAUCAAAUGUUAGAAAGAGUCCAAGGUAGCCAAUUAGAAUUGCCCUGUAGGGCUUCAGGCAAUCCACGCCCCCAGGUCACGUGGUCUAAAGGAAACAGUCUGAUUGGUCUAAACGACUCCGACAUCAGAACUGGCCCAGAGACCACAGACAUCCUUACCAUUGAGAACCUAUCACUCUCACACGCCGGUAAAUAUACCUGCAGGGCACGUAAUAAAGUCGGGUCAACCUUGAUACGUUAUAAAGUUCAAGUUCAAGUUCCGCCAAAAAUCGAACCGACCAAUCAGAAGCGUGAGCAGACGGUAAUCGAAGGCGAUCGAAUUGAGAUGACCUGUGACGUAAUUGGGUCGCCUCACCCUUCACUCCAUUGGUGGAAGAAUGGGCAGGAGAUGGGAGAUAGUGAAACAGUGGGAGGGGCUUAUUAUGUUAAUGGCCGGGCUGGGGUUGUAAUACCUAAUGUUAGUUUAGAAGAUGCUGGCGUGUAUAGAUGCGUUGCUUCUAACGAAAUCGGCGAGGAUUAUAUGGAUUAUACAAUUCAUGUUUAUUCUUAUCCGAGGAUUGAAAAUCUGGAAGCGUCAUCAUCAUCAUCGUCGUCAUCUUCUUCAUUAAUAUCAUCAUCAUCAUCGUCGUCGUCGUCGGUCGCUUCAACCAUAAAAGCGCUCGUUGGAAGCGACAUUGACAUAGUAUGCCACACAACCGGGUCACCAGUGCCCGUCGUGACCUGGUUAUUUCAAGGUCGUGUAUUGCUGACCUCUGAGGGUCAAUAUCACGUAGGUCUAGGUCAUUUGGGCUUGAGAGAUUUAAAGAUGAAUGAUACCGGCGCGUACGUGUGUUCGGCUGUCAACAUCGUAGGUCUAGUCACGAGGGAGGUUCAUCUACUUGUUCAAGCACUUCCGGUAAUUAAGGACGGACCACGUGACCAGGAAGUGGCCAUGUUGUCACGGGACAAAAUAGUGAUGGCAUGUUUAGCUGACGGUACGCCGACACCGGAUAUCACGUGGUACUUCAACAACAAGCUCAUAUACGUCCCCACCGAAACUCCGCACAUCUCUCCAAGGGGGUCCAGUAUUUUGGUGAUCGAUCACGUGAUCAUGGAAGAUGCCGGGAUGUACACGUGCGUGGCCAAUAACGACCGAGGCCAGGCGCACGCUUCCGCUUACGUCACAGUUAAAAACACAUCAUCAUUGGAUGUAUCAUCAUCGUCGUCGUCAUCAUCUUUGGAGUUGCAAUUGACCCGGCACAUUAAGCGUCAGCUAAGAGCGAAUAUCGGAUCCGAUCUAUUAAUCGAUUGUCCAAUAUUGCACAUCUCUACAUCGUCAUCGUCUUCAUCGUCGCCAGAUAGAAAAAACAAAUUAAUAACAUGGUAUAGAUUGAAAAAAAGUAUUACCAAAGAUGAUGAUGGCAGUGAUGACGACGACGACGACCAUGAUUAUGAUAACGAUGAUGAAUAUUACGAUGACGUCACUGAUGAUGAUGAUGGUAUUGAUGAUGACGUGAAUGAAGAUAGUCUCAGAAUUAUUAAAUCGAGUAAAAGAAUUAAAAUAUUGAACAACGGAGCCCUCUAUAUCAGAAAAAUAAAGGAGUCAGACAUUGGCAUUUAUAGAUGUUUCAUCCAGUACAUUAAACCCGAAGAAGAUAGCUUUGCUAUCGGUGGGGAAAUUGGUGACGAUAGAAUUAUUUCUAAAGAUGAUGACAAUGACGAUGACGUCAGUAUGGUUACGCCAUCUUACUUCACUGCAACAACAAAACCAACGACCCUAGAUAGUGACAAUAAACAAAAGAGAAAGAACAUAAAAAUGAAAAACAAAGAGAAAAAAGAGGGCGAUAAACAAAAAGCAAACAGAGGUAAACAAAGUAAACAACGGCAAGACAAGCAUAGACAAAAUAAAAAAACCAAAAACCAAAAAACCAAAAGACACAUUUCUAAAAACAAGCACGAUGACGUCAAUUUUAAUCACAGCAUCGACAACGAUAACGACAAAAUCAACAACAACAACAAAAUUAUCAACAAUACCAAAAUUACAAACGAUGACAUUUAUAACAGCAACUACACCAACAGCAACUACAUCAACAAUAACGACACCAAUAUAACAUUAAAUGAUGUCAAGAGAAAAAUUUCUGGUUUUAAGAAAAAUUUCCAAAUUGGGAAAAAGGUGAGAAAAAGAAUGGCGACGAAGAAAAAACAAAAAAAAACAAAAUCGAAGAAGAUUUUUAAUUUUGCUUCAGUAAGGGUCAUCGUAGAAGCAAUCGACAACGAGAAAAAACCCGAUGUUAUCGUUCUGGACUGCCUUGUGAGUGGCUCGCCUAAACCGGAAGUGGUUUGGAGGAAAGGUCACGUGACGGUUGGCCGACGCGUUGGACAAGAUGGUGACGGCGGCGAUGAUUCCAGAUUUAGCGUCUUGAAGAAUAAUUCAUUAAGGAUAGUGACUCCAGUAGCAGAUGAUACGGACACUUACACGUGCAUAGCUUACAACAAGUUAGGAAGCGCUGUCACCUCCACAUCAAUAGCCAUAAGAGUUGACGGUCAUUGGUCAGCCUGGUCUAGCUGGUCCGACUGUGACGUCACCUGCGAAUCGGGUUACAAAACUAGGUCGAGGUCGUGCACUGACCCAGCUCCGUUAAACGAAGGUCAAGAUUGCCAGGGUGAUGGUUAUGAAGUAGCUAGAUGCAAUUUGGCUCUCUGUCCAGUUGACGGGCACUGGAGCGAGUGGGGAGUAUGGAGUGCGUGCAGUAGGUCAUGUGACCGUGGAAAAGCCAGCAGAAGUAGGAAGUGCAAUGACCCCGCGCCAGAAAAUGGCGGGAAAAAAUGCUUUGGAGGAAACGAUGAAGUGAUUGAAUGUAACGAUGGUCCCUGCCCCGUUAACGGAUCUUGGAGUGCGUGGAGUGGCUGGAGUGAAUGCAGUGAAGAGUGCAACGUGGGGUACAAAGAACGCAUAAAGAGUUGCACGGACCCCCCGGAAAUGAAUGGCGGAAUAACCUGCCAGGGUCAAGGACACGAAAGGGUGGAAUGUACACUGAAGGAAUGCGCAGAACCAUAUCUGUGGACGCACUGGUCUCACUGGUCAGCUUGUAGUGCAUCAUGUGAUGGUGGCUUACAGUGGAGGAAAAGAAAAUGUCAAUCAACGUCAUCAUUUUCACCAUCAUCCUCAUCAUCUUCUUCAUCAUUUUCAUCUUCUUUCUCGUCUUCUUCCUCUUCUUCUUCAUCAUCGUUACCUUCAUCUUCAAUGCUAACGACUUGUAAAGGACCCGCUUUAGAAUUUAUGAAGUGUAACUUGGAGCACUGUUUGAUCGAAAGCUUUUGGUCUCAGUGGUCAGGUUGGAGCGCGUGCUCCUCAAAAUGUGGUGGCCAGAGAAGACGUUACAGAGGCUGCGUCGACCCAUCGAAUAAUUAUAACCAUAAUUAUAACCAUAAUUAUAACCGUAAUUAUGAUAUUAACUAUUAUGAUUUUAAUUAUAGAAACUACGUGAAAACCUGUCCAGGAGGUGACGUCACGGUCGAGGAAUGUCCGGAUUGUGUUAAUAAUGACGAUGAUAAUAAUAUUGUUGAAUAUUACGGGAAAAAUAAUUUAAAUUAUAAUAAUAAUAAUAUAAGUUUAGAAAGUGAUAAUAAGGUAAAGGAUGUCUUUAAUCAUCAUAAUCAUCGUCAUCAUCUACAUCAUCAUUAUCAUGAACAGCAGCAGCAGCAAAAGUAUCUUCAUCGUCUUCAUCGUCGUCAUAGUUAUAAUGAGAAAGAUAGUGGAGAUAAGGAUGGUAAUUAUAGUUGAAAAUCUGGCCAUUGUGAAAAUAAUGCGAAAAAAUUGUUAUAAACAUUCAAACACACACACAUACACAUUCACACACACACACACAUUCAUACAUAUACACACACACAACAGCAUACAUUACACGGACGUCUUCAUAGAGCAAUUUUGUCAAAUCGCAUUCAGGUUCGCUGCAUUCAAUCGUCUUUUUAACCACACCUAUGCUAUUGUUAAUUACUUAUUUUAUGCUAAAACCUUUCGUCAUUAUUCCAAUUCCACACACACGCCACACACACACACGCCAUACACUCACACACAAACACACACUCACAAACACACACACACACAUGUUGAUGGAAUUCAUUUUUUUACAAUUCGUGUUUUCCAAUGUAUCGAUCGUAGUUCAGUAGAAUGACAAUCUUAACGACAUCAUUGAAGCCAGACAAAAAAAGUGCCUAGUUGCUAUUUUCAAUUUUUUUUUUACCUCGUUUAAACAAAAAUGAAUUUUCAUUAUAAAUAGACAUCGUUUGUGUUUCUAUAUUACCUUGAAUUAUUAUCAUUUGUUGCUUUCUGAGAUGAGCAAGUUUUCAAAACGUUUUCCUUACUCAAAAUGCAAAAUGUCAAGCAUUAUUUCUCGCAUGUUUUCAUCGUUUAUGUUAAAUUUGUUGAAAUAUAACUCUUGCAAAAGAA
Molecule: messenger RNA, 5034 nt
Organism: Helobdella robusta
Lineage: Eukaryota; Metazoa; Annelida; Clitellata; Rhynchobdellida; Glossiphoniidae
Exons: 21
Coding region: 1-4368 (1455 amino acids)
Biological process (GO): homophilic cell-cell adhesion; synapse organization
Cellular component (GO): plasma membrane; neuronal cell body; axon
Molecular function (GO): axon guidance receptor activity
Source: RefSeq, a predicted model, not a curated record